This is a messenger RNA of Drepanopeziza brunnea f. sp. 'multigermtubi' MB_m1, 4362 nucleotides long. Lineage: Eukaryota; Fungi; Ascomycota; Leotiomycetes; Helotiales; Drepanopezizaceae. The record is from RefSeq and is a predicted model, not a curated record.
AUGCUAGAAGAUACCGAUAGUGAUAACGCACCUUCCUCAUCCAACGACGCACUCUCACCUGCACCUCAACUAGAUCCCCAAGCUACUGUUUUUAUUACUGAGCGCCAACGACACGUCCUCCCCCGACCUCCUAUUAGCCCAAUCACCCCCCCUGCGACACGACCUCUCACAAUCAAUAAGCAAUUCCCGGACAGUUCAGUACUCGAACCAGUUCCUAUUCGCGGCUCUUCCGUCGCUAUGUCUACACCUACCCCCGUCUUUACGGCGGCCCAGCAGGAAGUCAUGACCAACGCUAUCAUAACUGCAGUUGCACAGGCCUUGCGAAAGGAACGCGCUUUCAAGCAAGCCCCUUCAGUCACCCAACCUGCGGUCCAGCAUGCUACUAAACCUGCCGCCUUAACAGCAGACUUGCAACCAGUCCCCGAGUACUACCUCCUUAUCCUAGAUCCUUCUAUACUCCCAGUCGAGAGCAAUAAGCACAUGUCCCCCGACUUUGCCGAUACUUGCAAAGGUUCCGCGGAUGUUUUGCGAAUCCUAGACCAUCGUUUCUUUGACCACAACCGUGUUCAAUCAGCUCGCAAGAACUAUUACCAGCUUACAAUGAUCGAGAAGUACAAGAUGCAUGGAAACUACGAGCAAUUAGAUGAGUACCUUGCUAUUAUAAACCGCGAGUCUCGCAACAUUAAGUCAGAAGAAGCUGCUAUUGCACGCCGCUAUGCAUCUUACGCUUCUUCUUCUGCCAACGUCUCGUUCACUGCAAGUGCAGGAACUUCGGGCACGCGAAGUAUCCUGAAAAAAGAGAGUUGGCGCCCCACCCCUCUCUCCCCAGCUCCCCGUGCUACAUCUCCUGCUCCUUCCCCUCUUGGGUCUCGUUCUGCCAGUCCUUCUAAUGUUACUUGCUAUAGUUGCAAGAAGCCUGGCCAUAUUCAACGUGAAUGCCCUGACCUCAAGCUCGAUAAGAAGAUCGCAAAGAUGGUUAUUGAACUAGCACGCAAUGGAUUUUAUAUCAAGACUACUGCACAUAUUGACGGCGGAGCAAACAUUUUUAGCGCGAUUAAGACCUCUCUAGCUUCUCAACUCUCUCUUCGAUUCGGUAAUAAGUUUAUUACUUUACCUCACCCAAUCGUCCCUACUAAGUACAAUAGCACUCUAGGUGAUCCAAUUACUCACGCUAUACUUCUCACCCUUACUAUAGACCGGCGUCGCAUUAAUUUCCCUUUCUUAGUCACGAACUUAGGUUCUACCGACGUUUUGAUUAGCCGCAAAUUCUUAGCUCACUACGAUAUCGGUCAGCGAUUUGGCGCCAAACCUCAGCUCUAUUGGCCCGCGGACAUGCCUGUCAUACCUUACUUUAGCACCCGAAUUUUCUUAGACCUUUCUCAUCCAGCUUCUCGGCUGAAUCAUCAAGCUGACGCUGCUCGCCGAGACCAGCUCUUAGAUGACCAAGAUGCUGCCCCUCAAAUCAGCAUUCUCAAGCCCGCUGCAUCGUCUUCGGCAUCAAUACCUCACGACCGCCGCAGCUCGAGCUUCGUGAGAGACCUCCAGAAGCGUCUAUCUACAAUAGAAAAGCACUUGCGUUGUUUGACUAAAGAAGUUGAUCAUAGUCUCCCUCAAAGCAAAGAUGAACCAUGUUCCAACCUUUAUCAGCAGCAACAUACGGUGAACAUCUCCUUUAUUGGUGCAUCACCGAUGCGAGCCACCUUAAACCGCUUCCGAAAGAAUUACAAAGCUGCUACGCAAGCUAGCGGACAUCCCCCUGACGAAUUCGUUUUCUCAGCAUCGAUGAACGACUUCCAGCGAGAACAAGAUCGCCGUCGUAUCGAUGCCGAAGAUAAGCAAACCAUUCAAAUUGCUUCAAUAAAUAAUGCGGACUCGGCACACGCGCUAAGAGAGAAGUAUGCUGCCAAUAACGCAAAAGUGAACCAAGAAUUGCCUCUUGAAUACACUGAAUUCAAAGAUCUUUUCUCGAAGAAAGCUUCGGAUAUGCUUACAGUUCGACGGCCUAAAGUCGACCAUAAAAUUGUAUUGGCUACUGAAAACACUCUUAUUACAAAGCCUUUGCGCCGCCUUACCGACGACCAGCUUUCUAAAGUCAAGCAAUACAUCCAAGACCACCUUCACAAAAGAUUCAUCGAGCCGUCUAAUGCACCUUACUCAGCUCCCAUCUUGUUUACUAAAAAGAAGGAUGGAUCUAUAAAGCUGUGUGUCGAUUACCGACGUUUGAAUUCCAUCACUCAAAAGGACCCUUAUCCCCUUCCCCUUAUUGAUGAGAUGAUGGCCCGAAUCUCUCAAGCUAAGAUAUUCACUAAGAUCGAUAUUCAACAAGCUUUUCAUCGCAUACGAAUCUCUUUAGAGUCCGAGGAUUUAACCACUUUCCGGUCCCGUUACGGUACUUACAAAUACAAAGUACUGCCUUUCGGCCUUACUAAUAGGCCUGCUACAUUCCAGCGUUUCAUUAAUGAAAUAUUAAUAGAACACUUAGAUGACUUCUGCUCCGCUUACUUAAAUGACAUCCUUAUUUACUCAACAAACGAGCUAGAGCACACGGAGCAUGUCAAGAAGAUCAUGCGCAUUCUUAACGACCAUGGCCUUCAAGCUGACAUCAAGAAAUGCGAGUUCAGCGUUUACAAGACCAAAUUCCUUAAGUUUAUUAUUAAUACUAAUGAUAUUGAAGUUGAUCCGGACAAAAUUGCAGAUAAGCUUAAACUAGCCUUGCAACAUGCCCCUAUUCUAUGCCAUUUUGACCCUUACAAGCAAACUCGCCUCGAGACUGAUUCUUCCGAUAGCGUCGUAACAAGCGUUCUCUCUCAACUGCAAGACGAUGGUUUCUACCACCCCGUCGAGUUCUUCUCCAAAACAAUGACUGAUGCAAAGCUUAAUUACCCUAUCCACGACAAAGAGCUUCUAGCUAUUUUCCGUUCCUUCCAAAACUACAAGCUUGAACUCCUUGGCUCCCAGAAGUCAAUCCACGUUUAUACAGACCACCGUACUCUCGAAUACUUCAUGACUACGAAGGAUCUUACGGCACGCCAAGCACGCUGGGCUGAAUUUUUCGCUAACUUUCAUUUCCUUAUUAUGUAUCGCAGCGGCGCUACGAAUACGCUGGCUGAUGCUCUCUCUCGCCGGGAUCAAGAUAUCUCCCCCUUAAAAGCUCGACAGCGUGCUGUCAAGAAGCAACAGUUACUCCCUAACAAAAAGCUCUCGCCUAAAGUGCUUCAAGACCUGCACGAACUCUCUUCCGACCCCCCUGCUGAGCUUGCUAAGUACAGCGUGAUUAAUGAUUCGGUCCACGUCGUACAAUCCAUUCCAGUCGUUUUGGCCCCUAUACAAGGAGUCCCUUCGGACCUGCCUAUUUCGGAAGACGUCCUUUUAGACGAGGACCCCGCACAUCACACCAAUAUGAUAGCAUACGAUAUCGACGGCUACGAUAUUAUCGACCGUGUGCUUCAAAGCAACCGUGAUUCCCUUCUUUUACAAGACCUACGGGACUCUGUCACCGAAAGCCAUGAUAUUGAUCACGAUCUACGCAAUAGCAAGCUUUACUUCCAAGGCCGUCUGGUAGUCCCUUUGGAGCCUCCUGAGCUCCGCACAGCUCUUAUCCGCCACGGACUUGGCUCCGACGUCACACGCUAUAUCUCCAAUUGUAAAUGCGCUAGGAUGAAGGCCAAGCGUGACAAGACUCCAGGUCUCUUAGUGCCCCUUCCUAUUCCAGCCCGCCCUAAUCAGCACCUAACGGUCGACUUUACGGAAUUGCCAUUAGACGAAGAUAGUUACGACUUUGCUCUCGUGAUCGUGUGCCGAUUAUCAAAACGUUCCGUCACACUUCCUUGCCAUAAAGAAGUCACUGCGAAGGACCUAGCUGUUCUGUUUCUCACGAACUGGGUCCGUUACUUCGGCAUGCCCGAUUCUAUUGUCUCCGAUCGUAGCCCCCAGUUCGUAUCCGCUUUUUGGCGCGAGUUUUGCAAAAUAUUCGGCACCAAGGUCAAGCUUACUACAGCUUACAACCCUAAUGUGGAUAAGCAGACUGAGGUAAUGAACCACCACCUGGUGCCUCUCAUAGAUGUAGCUCAGCUGACCUUGCCACAUGAAUCUCUUAAGGGAAUUACUCCAUUCCAAGUAGCCAAUAGCUACGAAUCCCGCUCUUCUUUCGACUUGGUUAACCCUGAACCUCCUUCCUCUGCUACAGAACGCCUUAACCGCGCGGAAGCAGUGCACGUCGCCACUAGAGCGCAUGACGCUAUCGCCUUUGCUCAAUCGUCAAUUGCAGUUCAGCAAGAGAAAAUGAAACGCCUUGCAGACCUCCGACGACGACCCGUAGAUUGGACCGUAGAAGACGAAGUGUGGAUUGAUACUCGCAAUUGA